AUGGAUGCAGCUAUACAAUCAAUUAUUCGUGAUCAAGAUCCAAAGGAAUUAAAACAAUUGGUUCUCGAUCAAAGAAGAGUUCAAAAGUUAUCAGAUCUAAAGCAUUUCAUAAAGUUGGAGAAAUUGUCAUUAAAUAAUUGUCAUUUACAAUCUAUCGAAACACUACCACCUUUACCUACACUCAAAAAGCUUGAGUUAAAUGAUAAUAGAAUAUCAGGAGGUUUGGUUGCAUUAUCGGGCUUUACAAACUUGGGAUCAUUAAGUCUUAGCGGAAAUCAAAUUAAAACAUUAGAGGAUCUUUUGCCUUUAAAACAUUUAACUUCACUUCAAUAUUUGGAUUUGUUUGGAUGCCCUGUCACCACAUUGAAAGAUUAUUCACAAAAUUUGUUUCAAAUGAUUGGUUCGUUGGUUGCAUUGGAUGGUUAUUACAAGGAUGGAAAGGAAUACGAUUAUUCAGAGAGUGAUUCGGAUGGAGAUGAUGACUCUGAAGAUGACGACGACGAUGAUGAUUAUAGUGAUGACGAUGACGAUGAAGAUGAUCAAGAGGAUGAGGAAGCAGCCAACGGUCAUAAUGGAAAGACAGUCAAGAAAUCAUUGCCACAACAACAAUACCAACAACAGGUCGGCGGGGAUGAGGACGACUCUGAAGACGACGAUGAAGAGGAACAGUCCAAUUCAGACGGACUCGAUUAUCUAAGAAGAAACCCAUCAUACCAAAAACAAAUCGUGCAACAGUACGACGACAGCGAUGAUGAGGAUGACAGUCAAGACUCGGACGACUCUGACGACGACGACGAUGAUGAUGCCCAAUCAUACCAAACUACCACCACUACAACCACAACUACCACUUCAACUAGAGUCUAUCAUAGCGAUGACGACGAGGAUUCCGAUACUGACUCUACAGAUGACUCUGACGAUGAUACCACCCAACAACAACAACAAAGACCAUCCGUCGCAGAGUUGUUAAGCAAUUAUAACAAGGCAGAGGAGGAUCCAGACUACCAACCAUCGAGUGAAAGCGAGGAAGAGAUAUCAGACGACGACGAAGACGUUCACCAAGAUGGAGACGAAGAGGAAGAGGAAGAAAGUGAUUAUGAUGAAGAUAAAAUUGUUGAACACUACAAAAAACUUAGAAGUCAAGGUGUUCAACCUGGACAAGAAGAAAUCAUUAGUGAAGGAGAUGAUGAUGAUGAUGACGAGGAGGAUGAGGAGGAUGAUCAAGAAUAUGAGCAAAAGAGAAAGAGACAAGAUAAAGAUUUCCCAGCACCAAAGAAACGUGCAAUUUAA
Messenger RNA from Cavenderia fasciculata, 1287 nucleotides. RefSeq lists its product as uncharacterized. Gene Ontology annotation, molecular function: histone binding. Bases 1 to 1287 code for a protein of 428 amino acids. Lineage: Eukaryota; Evosea; Eumycetozoa; Acytosteliales; Cavenderiaceae. Gene Ontology annotation, cellular component: nucleus. The record is from RefSeq and is a predicted model, not a curated record. The transcript is spliced from 4 exons.